AUGCCAACCUGCAAUGAAACCAACAUGAGUCCUGCAACAUUCCUCCUGGCAGGCAUCCCAGGGCUGGAAGCUGAUGGCCCCUGGAUCUCCAUCCCUUUCUGUUCCAUGUACCUCAUUGCAAUUUUAGGAAAUGGUCUGAUUCUGUUUGUGAUAAAGACACAGCAGAAUCUCCAUGAGCCCAUGUACUUGUUCCUUUCUAUGUUGUCUGUCACUGACCUUGGCUUGUGUGUUUCCACCUUGCCAACAACGUUCAGCGUCUUCCUGUUUAACGCCAGAGAAAUUGGCAUUGAUGUCUGCCUGGCCCAACUUUUCUCUAUUCACACUUUCUCCGUCAUGGAAUCCUCUGUACUAUUAGCUAUGGCAUUUGAUCGCUUUGUUGCAAUACGCCACCCGCUGAGAUAUGCUUCGACUUUAACCAGUGCUAGGAUAGGAAACAUAGGGCUGGCGAUAAUAAUCAGGGGUAGUGGUCUGCAUAUCCCAUCUGUCUUUCUUCUCAAGAGGUUGCCCUACAGCAAGAUCCAACCGCUCUCUCAUUCAUAUUGUUUGUAUCCAGAUGUGAUGAAGAUGGCCUGUGCAGAUACUAAGCCCAGCAGCUUCUAUGGUUUGUUUGUUGUCCUUUCUUCUCUGGGUUUAGACUCAGUGCUCAUUGUCCUGUCUUACAUCAUGAUCCUUCAGACCGUACUGAGUAUCACAUCCUGGCAAGAGCGUCUCAAGGCUCUGAACACCUGUGUCUCCCACAUCUGUGUCACCCUGCUUUUCUACACCCCGCUGAUCAGUUUGUCUAUGAUUCUCAGGUUCGAGAAAAAGGCUCUUCCUCAGAGUCAAAUUCUUCUCUCUUAUCUCCACCUCCUCCUCCCCCCGGUGCUCAAUCCCAUUGCAUACAGCAUAAAAACCAAAGAGAUUCGUAAACGGAUCAUGAAGAUCUUUCAGAACUAUUCCACUAACAGACUCCAAUGGGGGCACUGA
Molecule: messenger RNA, 966 nt
Organism: Terrapene triunguis (Three-toed box turtle)
Lineage: Eukaryota; Metazoa; Chordata; Testudines; Emydidae
Product: olfactory receptor 51G2-like
Exons: 1
Coding region: 1-966 (321 amino acids)
Biological process (GO): G protein-coupled receptor signaling pathway
Cellular component (GO): membrane
Molecular function (GO): olfactory receptor activity; G protein-coupled receptor activity
Source: RefSeq, a predicted model, not a curated record